Messenger RNA from Protopterus annectens (West African lungfish), 330 nucleotides. Its product is annotated as peptidyl-prolyl cis-trans isomerase NIMA-interacting 4-like. The record is from RefSeq and is a predicted model, not a curated record. The transcript has a single exon. Bases 1 to 330 code for a protein of 109 amino acids. Gene Ontology annotation, molecular function: DNA binding; peptidyl-prolyl cis-trans isomerase activity. Lineage: Eukaryota; Metazoa; Chordata; Ceratodontiformes; Protopteridae. Gene Ontology annotation, biological process: rRNA processing.
AUGACUGAUAAAAAAGCACAAGGUCAAAAAGGAGCAGGAAGUGCAGUGAAGGUGAGGCAUAUACUAUGUGAAAAGCACAGUAAAGUCAGGGAAGCUAUGAAAAAAAAACUCAAGUCUGGUGUUCUCUUCAGUGAAGUGGCUUCAAAGUACAGUGAAGACAAAGCCCGGCAAGGUGGUAACCUUGGCUGGAUGACCAGAGGUUCCUUGGUGGGUCCUUUCCAAGAAGCAGCAUUUGCUCUCCCGUUAGCAGUAUGGGCAAGCCUGUAUACAGACUCUCCAGUCAAGACCAAGUUUGGCUACCAUAUCAUAAUGGUUGAAGGAAGAAAAUAG